AGUUUAUAAAAUGUUCACUCUGAUAUGAAUUCACCCUACAAUGUAUGAAAGAAUGGACAUUUUUAUAAGUAUCGACUGAUACCGACUUGUUGUAGUCGCAGGUAGGGUACACUCCGCCAAAAUUAAUCGCCUCGCAACUCAACUCCUUUGAGUAUCGUGGAGUUGAGAAUUCUUUGUGAGGGAGCAAUAACCUGUGGAAAUGCUGCAGAACAAAAGCCUCGGAAGGAUUUUAUAUCGAUGCCUCUUUCACUCGGGCAGUUGCGGAGGGGCACUAUGGCACGGACUUGUUAGCGUGUAACACCCGGUGUUUGAGUCGUGGAAUGGAGUUCCGUUGAUUCUGUCCAGUCAGUAAAUAUUUUAUCGUUAGUAUCGUUCUCUUUUGCUACACAGUGAAAUAAAUCGGGACCACAAACCCGAACAUCAUGGCAGAAAAUAUUAUCAUCCGGGUUCAGUCCCCGAACGGGAUGAAGAAGAUCCCCGCCACCAAGAAAGAGACAGCAGCCGCUUUCCUAAAUAAGGUGGGCAAAGAGUUUGGCUUCACCUCCAAUGGCUUCUCUAUCUUCCUGAACCGCAACAAGACCGAUGAGAUCCAGUCCCAGAAUAAGACCCUCAGCCUGCUCAAGAUCAAACAUGGAGACAUGCUCUUCCUGUACCCGUCGGGCUCCCCAGGACCCUCCGGAGAGACCAUGGACGUGGCCACCACUCACUCUUCAUCACUACCCUCAUCUUCAUCGUCCAUGAUGUCACGCUCCCACUCGGCACCCCACAUCCCCGAGGAUGAGAUUGACCAGUACCUGGCCAAGCAGGAGGGCAAGAUAUACAGGAACAAAGAUCCACAGCUGUGUCGACAUGGAUCGAUGGGAAAGUGUGUACACUGUGUACCACUAGAGCCUUUUGAUGAAGAAUACUUGAGCCAUCUAGAUCCGCCUGUCAAGCACAUGUCAUUCCACGCCUACAUCCGUAAGCUGACAGGAGGCGCCGACAAAGGGAAGUUUGUGGCCCUGGAGAACAUCAGCUGUAAGAUCAAGUCAGGCUGUGAGGGCCACCCUCCCUGGCCAGAGGGGAUCUGCACCAAGUGCCAGCCCAGCGCCAUCACCCUCAACAGACAAAAAUACAGACAUAUAGACAACAUCAUGUUUGAGAACCACACCAUCGCAGACCGUUUCCUGGACUUCUGGAGGAAGACGGGCAGCCAGAGGAUGGGCUACCUGUACGGCAGGUACACAGAGCACAAAGACAUACCUCUGGCCAUCAGAGCAGAGGUCGCUGCCAUCUACGAACCCCCGCAGAUUGCCACCCAGAACAGUCUGGAGCUGGUAGAGGACCCUAAAGCUGCAGCCGUGGAGGAGAUCGCAGCGAAGCUGGGCCUGCGCAAGGUGGGGUGGAUAUUCACUGACCUGCUCUCUGAGGACACCAGGAUAGGAACAGUUAAAUACACCAGGAACAAGGACUCGUAUUUCCUGAGUGCAGAGGAGUGCAUCACGGCUGGACACUUCCAGAACCAACAGUCUAACCCCUGCAGACUAUCACCCGACGGACACUUUGGGUCCAAGUUUAUCACUGUGGCGGCCACAGGUGGUCCUGAUAACCAGGUGCACUUUGAGGGUUACCAGGUGUCUAACCAGUGCAUGGCCCUGGUGAGGGACGAGUGCCUACUGCCCUGCCGAGACGCCCCCGAGCUGGGCUACGCUAAAGAGUCCAGCACAGAGCAGUAUGUACCGGACGUCUUCUACAAGGACAAAGAUAAAUUUGGCAACGACAUCACAUAUCUAGCCCGGCCUCUUCCCGUGGAGUACCUUAUUAUAGACAUAACCACCACGUUCCCCAAGGACCCCCAGUACACCUUCUGCUCCACACAACGCUUCCCCAUUGAGAACAGAGACAUCCUGGGAGAGACACAGGACUUCCACAGUUUAGCUACGUACCUGUCCCAGUGCACCUCCACUGUAUUCUUGGACAUUGUGUCAGAUUUUCACCUACUCAUCUUUCUGGUCACCAACGAGGUCAUGCCUCUCAGAGACAGCAUUGGUCUGCUGCUGGACGCGGUGAAGACAAAAGACGAGGAGCUGGCUCAGACUUGGAAGAAGUCUGAGCAGUGGGCCACCAUCGAGCAGCUGUGCAGCACGGAGGGUGGGCAGCCAUCGGGCCCUCAGGAGUUUGGUGCCAUGGGCGGGGGUCCCUCUACCCCAGCUUCCUCAUCAGCCAUGUGGUCCUGCCUCCACUGCACCUUCAUGAACCAACCAGGCACAGAGCUCUGUGAGAUGUGCAGCCUGCCGAGGGGUUAAACCCCAUCCCUCCAGUGGCCCCCUGCCCUGCUUCCUUACGCACCAAUGACAUCAUUGCACCGGGAUUGGAUGCUGCAAGCAGCUGUGUGAUUGGAUGUCUCCUCCUCUUGGCCCCUCCCCCUGGCCCUCAGUCCCUCCCAUCUCAGACUGCUAAGGAAUGAUAAGCGCAAAAUGAAGGCACUAGUUUACAGCAAAUGAAAUUAUGUAACAAAGGUUGACUGUGUGCUCUCAAUCCUCUCUCUUUCUCUCUCUCUCUCUGCCGUGGCCUCUGAUGGAGACUGGCUGGGACAUGUUUAGGUAAAAGCACUUUGGCAUCAAGUCUUCUUCCCUAUUUCCCCCUAUGGCCCCUGAUAUUCUUCCAUGACCUGGCUCCCAAAAAAAUGUCUGUGCUUCAGGACAACGGCAAAAGAAAGACUUUAGAAUUUGGAUGUUAUAUCCCACUCACACCGACCAGUGCCCAUCCCCUCUUGCUGUUAUGACUUAUUCUGGAAAUUCUGUUGUGUAAAUAAUAUACAUUAUUUGAGGAAUGAUUGAUGCUGUUUAUUUAAUUACAUUUAAUUCCUGAUUGUAGCUACAUUUAAUUCCUGAUUGUAGCUACAGUAUAUAUCUGGACUUUUGAAUCAGUUUGGGUCAGUUUUGCACCGUCAGAUGCUACAGUUCUUGUAGAACUCAUCCUCCCUUACAGUUGACAGUUAUCAGACAGUGACGGUCUAUCUAUAAGAGCUCUUCAUUGGCCCAAUCUUAGAGACGUUAAAUUUAUCUAUCAUACACAGUCUCAUAAAUCUAACCUCCUUUAUUUAGUGUUUUCUGUUGCAGGAGUGAUGUUUGUUCUCGGUUGCUUUUCCCCUUGGUUGAUGCCAUGCCCUCAGGAGUAAGUUUGGGAGAUGGCCUUUUGGGUUAUAUUUCUAAUUUGAAUUAGAACUGGCGUACAUGCUCAGUAUUUGUUAUAUCUCCAGUUGAAGCUUAUACUGUAUAGUAGACAUGCCUGUUUUGAUGGCAGCUUUGAGAUGCUUACUUACAGUGUAGGUAGUUAACCCAGUAUCUCCCUCUUUCUCGCCGUAGCUUUUUCUGGCCUCUGUUGUCCUCUUUCAACUGGCGCCAGUCCAGAGGGGCCAGGGCGUAGAGAAAGGGUAAUAUCUUCUCUGACGGGCCCCCUAUGGAUCUCCAUCACUCUGCCUUCAAAGACUCCAUAGGUCACAGGUCAACAUAGUGGGAGAGAAAGAUACCUUAAUGGUCCAUGCCUUCCAGCAGGCCAAUGUGCUGUGCACCUGGGAUGGAGAGGAAGAAAGAUGGUGAGGCGAAAAAAGAGAUUGCCAAGAAGGGGGGAGAGGGCAGGCAGUGUUGAGCUCUGGGUGUGUGUCCUUCUUUUACAUAGAACCAAUAUUUCCCUCCACUAAAAGCUGUAAAACUGAACUCAUUCCAUCGGUAGUAAUUUGAUGUCAAAUAACUGAUGUCCACCGCACAAUCAAUUCAGUAGGGAAUGUUUCCCCUUCUCAUGCCCCCUUUUUGAGAUGCAGAUUACAGUGAUCCAGGUACACUAUAAUGUCUAUAAUGAGAAUAUGAAUGGGUUAGCGGGUAUCAUUGACCUUCCACACGAGCACUUAUUCCACAAGAGCUCUGUGUCAACACUGGGGGGUUGUGUGUUACUUCACAUAUAUCGCUGAUUCAAGGGAUUCAGCUUUAUAUGCUUGAAAUAAAGCGCUCAAACCUUUACACUGCUAUUUUGAUGGCAUUCAACUAAGUCAUUGGUUUGAUUUUCGGUUUGAUUUUACUCUAAUUUGACAUUGUAGAAGUCAGAUUUAGUCCAACAGAUACCUCAACUUUUUCCAGCCUUCAAGUAUUUCCUGAAGAGGGGCUUUAUUCAAAAUACGUAGCGGGUGACCAAGAGGUUGGGCCUGUCACUUGAAUUUUUCAUCCAUUUUGGGGCUGCUAUCAGGAAAGUGUAAUUUUUAAGUUAAAAAGAAGAGGGGGGGGGCUGUCAUAGCUUUCAAAUUAUGCUAUUUAUAAAGAUUUUUUUAUAAGAGCUUAGUCAUUUUCAUUGAAGUGAGUAUAUAUUUUUAGUUUGUAGAUUAAUUUGAGAAUGCUUUAAGGUUAUUUUGCCUGUUUCUAUCCCUUUCCCUCUGUGAGAAGAUCUGAAGAUCUGCUGAUGCCAUGCUAACAGAUUGAUGAACAGUACAUAACACAUGUCCUAGCUCUGGUCCAGGGGGUUACAUAUGGCUUGCUGAUGAAGCCGCACGUAAUGCCCUGGACCAGAGCUACAAAAGUCCCAACUUCCCGACUCAGAGCUGAAGAAUUGGACCCUGAAAGAAAGUUAUAUGAUACUGUACACCUGGAUUUAAAUUUUCAAUAUCAAAAAUACCAGUAAAACAAUAAAAUUAAAAAUUACUAUCAAUG
Oncorhynchus kisutch (coho salmon) is the source of this 4679-nucleotide messenger RNA. RefSeq names its product nuclear protein localization protein 4 homolog. Gene Ontology annotation, biological process: ubiquitin-dependent protein catabolic process. The record is from RefSeq and is a predicted model, not a curated record. Gene Ontology annotation, cellular component: nucleus. Gene Ontology annotation, molecular function: ubiquitin binding; ubiquitin protein ligase binding. The coding region runs from base 423 to 2285 and encodes 620 amino acids. The transcript is spliced from 17 exons. NCBI's taxonomy places the organism in Eukaryota, Metazoa, Chordata, Actinopteri, Salmoniformes, Salmonidae.